AUGCCUGGAGGUGUCCACGGGAUCCUCUCUCUGAUAGCCGUGGUGUUCGUCCUGCCAGAGGUGUCUGGGCUGCAGUGCUAUGGCUGCAACAUCGUCGUUGGCACCAAGAACGUGGACAGGGGGUGCUCUAGCCCGGAGGUGAUCACCUGCUCCCACUCCCACCAGGGCUUCAAGCACCGGUUCUGCAUUAAGACAGAGAGUGUGGUCCUGGGCAUCCUGCUGACCAGCGGCUGUGCCACCUCCCGGCACUGCCAGCAGCAGGAGCUGCCGGGGGUCCGCAUCCACUGCUGCGACACAGACCUCUGCAACGGGGCCCCCCGAGCCCCCCGGCCGUCCCCCAGCCUCACUGGCAGCUGCCUCCUGCUGCCCUGCCUCCUUGCUACCCUGCUCCUCUCCUGAGCCCCUGUAGUGAGGGAUGGAGACCAACCAGGGCCGUCAGCAGAAGGGGAGGAAGAGGCAGAUCCAGAGGCCAUCAGCCCAUCCCUACCCCAUGAGACAAGCAAAAGGAUCUCAGCUGUGGCCCAGGUGAGCUCUUGAUCACUUGGCUGCUCCGAAGCUGGGAUAAUUUCCUUCCCAGCAGCCUGCCCAGUGCUGUGGGUUGGCUGCAGUGGUGAGGUUG
Dryobates pubescens (Downy woodpecker) is the source of this 619-nucleotide messenger RNA. Its product is annotated as ly6/PLAUR domain-containing protein 1-like. Bases 1 to 399 code for a protein of 132 amino acids. The transcript has 3 exons. Lineage: Eukaryota; Metazoa; Chordata; Aves; Piciformes; Picidae. The record is from RefSeq and is a predicted model, not a curated record.